CCGAAGGAGGCUGCUGAGCACUGGCCGGGGAGCUUCGGGAUUUCUUUCCGAGCCAUACAUAUGCCUGGGAGGCCUGGGACGGCCGCCACACAUCUGCCUCUGACCGGGCAUCCAGGCAACCACAGCCCCACCCCCCUAUUCCCAGCCAUCCCGGCUUUUCGCUUCUUCCCGGCUUCUGCUGCCCCUUUAGGCUGUGCGCGCUCGGACCCGGCUAAGGCGGGGCGAGCCCUGCCGACCCCUGUGCGCCCCCGCCUGCGGAAAGGAGAUGCGGCGCGGAGCCGGGGUUGGGGUCGGGGCAGAGAGGGCCGCAGUUCGGGUCACCAAGUGUUGGCCUCCCUCCCGUCAUCUCGCCCUCCCGCCCCAGUCCCUGCAGCCCCCGCGGUCUCUGCCCCUGGCUUUGGGAGCGCAGCAGGUGUGAGCACCGAGGGUGGGCUCGCCUCCAGGGGUCCGAUGGCGCCCCAGGCCGUGACGGCGCCGCGGGAGAGCCUUACCUGAGGCCUGGGCAGGCAUCGCGGCCGGCGGACCACGGCAGCGCUCACCGUCUGUGCAGCCCACCUAACCCUCAGACACAUCUAGUCUUGGGGGAUGGGGAUUUCUCACCGGUCUACCUCGAAGGGCACCCAGCAAUUCCUGCCAGAGUCCCAGCCUCCAGCUCCCCUCCUGGCCCACCCCCCGUGCACCCCCACCUCCCCUGGCACCUCGGAGCCAGAUGGGGCCUGCGUGCGCGUCCCGGUAGGGGACGGCGCCGGGGCAGCGCACGGUGCGAAGGAGGUAGAAGAGGAUCCAGAGCACAGCCAGCAGCAUCAUGGUGGGAAGAGCGUGCGGGAGCCAGAUAAGGUGAGAUUUAUAUUUACCCUUUAAGAGGCGCCCCCUCCCCCGCCGCCCUGUCACCUCGGCGCAGCCAGGCUCGGGCGCGGCCCUGCACUGCGGCACCCAGAGGACAUCCCGCCCCCGGCGCCCACCGCGCCCUGGCGCCCCGCGGUCCCCACGCCCAGAGCCCUGAGAGCUGACGCUCAACAGACGCCCCAAGGGCCCGCAGGCACCCCGACGCCCUCCCAGCCCCCGCGACCCUAUCCCUUUGUGCUCCUCUGUUGCUGCCCCAAGAUCGGGACCCUCAAGUCCCUUGCCCGACACCCUCACAGUGAACGAAGUUCCCUCUCCCUCCGUCCCUUCCCCCGGGCCCUGCUCCUCUGGAUGCUGCCAAGUAGGACGUGGGUGCCAAGUUCUCGGCCAGUCUUCUCGCGCCCCCUGCUGGAGCGCGGCUGGCACGCCUCGCGGGAGCGGGUGGCGGCCGGGACAGCCGUGUCCCGAUCGCUGACUGUGGGUCCUCAUAACCCUCCUAGGUCUAUUGUCCAAGGGGUCAGGACUGCCCUCGGACAUCCCUCCCCAGCCCUUGGCCCGUUCCCUUUACGCGCAGAGACGUCGAGGGCCGCAGCGCCGGGGCUUGAGCGAGGACAGACCUCGCACUGUCCCCACACUGGACCUCAGGGGGCGGGACGCUGGGGUGGGCACUUUUGGAGAGAAGCCGGGCCCUGUGUGCUCGGGAGCGGGGUCGGCAGCAGGGAGUUUAGGACCCAGGGGCAGCCCGGGGCGGCCCUCUGGGCAGCGGGAGAUCCCUUCCCCCCCCCUUCCCCGCCGGGUGAGCGGCUCAGAUGUCCGAGUAGCGGCGGCUCUGGCCUCCGCAUCCUCUGUCUGCGGCGGCGGGGGCUGGCGGUCCCGGCCCCUGCCAGGCCCCCUCCCCCAACCCCAUGCCUCAGCUCUAACCCUGCCCGCCCUCCCCCGCGGGGGGCAUUUCCCCGUGUCCCCUGGCCGCCCGGUCCAAGUCAGGCGCCAUGAACGACCAGUACCACCGGGCGGCUCGGGACGGCUACCUGGAACUCCUCAAGGAGGCCACCAGGAAGGAGCUGAACGCCCCCGACGAGGAUGGCAUGACCCCCACCCUCUGGGCUGCCUACCAUGGCAACCUAGAGUCCCUGCGCCUCAUCGUGAGUCGAGGGGGUGACCCGGACAAGUGUGACAUCUGGGGCAACACGCCCCUGCACCUGGCAGCCUCCAAUGGUCACCUGCACUGCCUCUCCUUCCUGGUGUCCUUCGGGGCCAACAUCUGGUGCCUGGACAACGACUACCACACGCCGCUGGACAUGGCCGCCAUGAAGGGCCACAUGGAGUGCGUGCGCUACCUGGACUCCAUCGCGGCCAAGCAGAGCAGCCUCAACCCCAAGCUGGUGGGCAAGCUGAAGGACAAGGCCUUCCGCGAGGCGGAGCGGCGCAUCCGCGAGUGCGCCAAGAUGCAGCGCAAGCACCACGAGCGCAUGGAGCGGCGCUACCGGCGCGAGCUGGCCGAGCGCUCCGACACGCUCAGCUUCUCCAGCCUCACGUCCAGCACCCUGAGCCGCCGGCUGCAGCAUCUGGCGCUGGGCAGCCACCUGCCCUACUCGCAGGCCACGCUGCACGGCACUGCCAAGGGCAAGACCAAGAUCCAGCGGAAGCUGGAACGGCGCAAGCAGGGCGGCGAGGGCACCUUCAAGAUCUCGGAGGACGGCCGCAAGAGCGUGCGCUCGCUCUCGGGCCUGCAGCUGGGCAGCGACGUGAUGUUCGUGCGCCAGGGCACCUACGCCAACCCCAAGGAGUGGGGCCGCGCCCCGCUCCGGGACAUGUUCCUCUCGGACGAGGACAGCGUCUCCCGUGCCACACUGGCGGCCGAGCCUGCGCACUCGGAGGUCAGCACCGACUCAGGCCACGACUCCUUGUUUACCCGCCCGGGCCUGGGCACCAUGGUGUUCCGCAGGAACUACCUGAGCAGCGGGCUGCACGGCCUGGGCCGAGAGGACGCGGGGCUGGACGGUGCGGGCACGCCGCGGGCUCGGCUGCAGAGCUCCCCCAGCCUCGACGACGACAGCCUGGGCAGUGCCAACAGCCUGCAGGACCGCAGCUGCGGGGAGGAGCUGCCCUGGGACGAGCUGGACUUGGGCCUGGAUGAGGAUCUGGAGCCCGAGACGAGCCCUCUGGAGACGUUCCUGGCCUCCCUGCACAUGGAGGACUUCACCUCCCUCCUGAGGCAGGAGAAGAUCGACCUCGAGGCGCUCAUGCUGUGCUCGGACCUCGACCUCCGCAGCAUCAGCGUCCCCCUGGGGCCCCGCAAGAAGAUCCUGGGGGCCGUGCGGAGGCGUAGACAGGCGCUGGAGCGCCCGCCGGCCCUGGAGGACACAGAGCUAUAACAGGGGCUCCUCUCUCCAGACCAAAAUGAGUUGCAAGUUGCCACAACCCACGGUGCGGCCACGAGGUCCUCACAGGUGCCAGCCCUGCAGCUCCCCAGCCCCUCCCCAGGAGCAAGGACCAUGUGGGUCAUCUCCCUGAAAGCCUGUCCACACUCUGCAGCAGAGGGUAUGGCCUGAGGCACUGGAAAGCCAAGGGAGUGACCCAGAACAUCAAUUCGGAGGGGUCCCGGGGCCCCUAAGCCCCCCAUCUGAGUGGCUCUAAAGGACAUGUGCAUUUGUGGAAGGCCAGCCCCGGUGCCAGGGCAGGGGCCACCAGAUGACGCGCCUGUCAAAGCUGGAUGGGAGUGUGUGUGUGUGGGGGUGGGCACUGCCUGUCCCAGGGGCCAUGGUCUGUCCCCACCCCUCCUCCGAGGAUCCUACAGUCCCGCUCAGUCUGAAGACUCACCUCCUACAUUUUUGUGAAAGAAGAGUUUGGGUUGCCUCCCCUCCCCCCAUACAUUCCAGAGAGGAGGUUCCCAGCUAGACUCUUCAGCCAAAUGCCCUAGCUUUGGUCCCCACCCAGCCCUGAGCAUGGCCAGCCCCCUUCCCCUCCUCCCACUGGCCGUGCUGGGGAGUUGGAGUGCCAGGCUGGGCUGGCUGGGGGGUGGCUGGCACCCUUCCAGCUCAGCCCGGGGUGGGGCCCAGGCUGACUGCGCCCUCCCUACCCUGUCCUUCUCCACUCACUCUCUCCUGGGUUGUACAGCCUGGCUCCCCCCCACCCCCAGGGGUCCCAGAGGGUUGGGGCAGCAGAUCUAAGGUGCUAGAGCUACUGGCUGCAGUAUUAUGGCCCCGAGGCUCGGCGGGCGUGCUCUGGGUGGGGGGAAGGCAUCUGCCAGCUGGCUCAGAGCCUCCCAGGCCCAAGCCGGGCAGAGACUGGGUGUGGUUGGGUGUCCAGCCUAGUGUAGGCAAGCCCUGCGAUGUAGACAUGGGAAGCCUGAGGAUGAGGACAGUCUAAACUGCUGAUUGUCCCCAGGUCCCCAGGGCUCUGGGUUAGGAGGUCGGUUGGUGGAUUUCCCUCGAGGUCUGGAAGCAGCUGGGUGGCUGCCUGGCUCUGAAUGGGUAGUGGGUAAGGGAGAGCUCAGCAUGGGUCCCUGCUCUGUUAAGCUGGUGAUACCAGGGAAAAGGCCAACCUCAGAGGGUCCACAGACUGAGGUCACAGAUGUAGGAGAGUCACUCAGGAGCCCACACGGGUGCACAUAUACACCCCAUGCAGAUGUGCCCUUCCUCGUCUGUCAACAAUGGUCCCCCCACCCAUCCCCGACCUUCAGCUUGGGAAGCAGCUACUGGGAGCAUUACCGCAGCGCCCAGCUCCUUCCUGGGCUCCCCUUGGCUGCUGCAGGGGAGAGAGAACCCCCAAAGAACGCCACAGGCCUCCCUCUGGUGUGUCUGUGUCUGAGUGUGGGCCCCCAGGCACACAUGCUCAGAGCCGGGGGCGUGAUGGAGGUGGUCCCUGUUCCCACACUGAAGGCUUGGCCACCUGCCACUGCCACCCUGAACCCAGCGCGGUCCUUCUCCCCGUUGUCUGGGCCUGGGCCUGGGGCCACCCCCAAGUGCCGACUCGACUUUCCUGGAGCCCCAGGUGCUGCGCUUUCUCUCCUGUUCCCUGUCCGUGUAUGGCCUCAGCCCAUCCCGCUUCUCUCAGUGCUGGGGUGGGGCGGGCUCCCUGAUGCCCACCACUGUCCAAAGCACCCCUCCCGCAGGCUCAUUAUAA
This is a messenger RNA of Hippopotamus amphibius kiboko, 4968 nucleotides long. RefSeq names its product USH1 protein network component sans (gene USH1G). Bases 1833 to 3218 code for a protein of 461 amino acids. NCBI's taxonomy places the organism in Eukaryota, Metazoa, Chordata, Mammalia, Artiodactyla, Hippopotamidae. Gene Ontology annotation, biological process: sensory perception of light stimulus; sensory perception of sound; equilibrioception. Gene Ontology annotation, molecular function: protein binding. The transcript is spliced from 5 exons. The record is from RefSeq and is a predicted model, not a curated record.